Messenger RNA from Colletotrichum truncatum, 1071 nucleotides. Its product is annotated as zinc finger protein 830-like protein. Gene Ontology annotation, molecular function: zinc ion binding; nucleic acid binding. Gene Ontology annotation, biological process: nuclear DNA replication; mitotic DNA damage checkpoint signaling; mitotic DNA replication checkpoint signaling. Gene Ontology annotation, cellular component: nucleus; spliceosomal complex. The record is from RefSeq and is a predicted model, not a curated record. NCBI's taxonomy places the organism in Eukaryota, Fungi, Ascomycota, Sordariomycetes, Glomerellales, Glomerellaceae.
AUGGCCGACGUACGUGCUCUUCUACGUCAGCAACGCGCCGCCCGACGAAUCGAGCAUCCCCAUGCAGCUUAUUCGGAUGCGGGCAAGCUCCUCUGCACCCUCUGCCAUGAGGCUAUCAAAUCCGAAUCGCUCUGGGAGGGCCAUCUAAGGGGACCAAGUCACACAGCGAAGCUCAAGACCGCACCGCAAGCUGCGCCGGCUGGUACGAAUGGUUCGGUAACCGCGGAGGCCGCGCCUUCAAACAAGCGGAAGCACGACUCAGACGAGGAUAUGGCAGAGGAUGACGAUAUGGCUGAAGCUAUACGGAAAAAGAGGAGCAGGACUAACAUAGGCACUCCUGCCCGUUUGUCUGCUGGGGAGGCGGACCGGGAUCUCAAAGAUGUGACACUUACGCCGCCGUCGUUGACUCGUCGCACGUCGACUACACCCGUCCAAGGCGUCGAGAUUCAAAUUCCUUCGCGGCCUGCCACGCCUGCUUAUAAAGACGGCACAUCUUCGAAUUCCACACCCCUAGCUCAUCCCGUUGGACCUUCGCCGCUGAUACCUCGGGAAGCUUCACCCACACUUGCGAGGGGAAAGGCACCUGUGCAGCAGAACGGUACUGCUGCGCAAUCUGGCGCAGCCGGCCAAGUGGACGAGGACGAAUGGGCAGCCUUUGAAGCGGAUAUUGCGGCUACCACGGUUCCCAUCUCAGAAGACGCGGUGAUUUCGGCCCCAGCCAUGACGGCGGAGGAGCACGCCGCGGCUGCAAAGAGAGAAGAAGAAGAGCGGGAGAAGCGUCGACUGGCUGCGGAUAAGGAUCUCGAGGACGAGAAGGAGGAGGCUACGCGCGCGCUUGAGGAAGAAUUCGAGGAUAUGGAGGAGCUUGAAGCUAGGGUUCGAAGAUUGAAGGAGAAACGUGAGGCCCUGAGGCAUCAAGGAGAUGCUGGCACCGGAGCGGUUACCUCUGCCGGCAAACCUUCUGAGGCACCUGGAAAGGAGAACGUGGAAACGAAUGCGGAAGACGAAGAAGAAGAUGAGGAUGAGGAUGAGGACGAGGAUGACUUCAUGGGAUUCAGGUAUCGUUCAUGA